AUGGCGCACCCAACAGCGUCUAUGAACAUAAAUCGUUUUUCAAACAGUCGUAUCUCUGAACUUCGAGAUGCUAAUGACUUUCCUAUAGGCGAUUACCAACGUCUACCUGUUUUGAAACUCGAAGACGCUACAGAGAUGCUGAAUUCAAUCGUACAUAAACUUAAAAAGUAUGUUGCUGCAGCCAAAGAAAAUUGCAAUAAGAAUUCGAAUAAGUUGACAUUAGAUGAAUCAGCAGCAAUUUAUCUUUACACAAUGCAAUCAUCUUUCUUUUCCAAGCUUAACGAAACCCUCCAAACUGAAAAUCGGAAUGCCUUAAGACCAUGGUUGCCUUUCUUGAAAUUGUUAAUUACGGCUCUGGAAAAAUUAGACUCAUCUAAGAGUACCGUUUGGCGAGGUAUUGAUGGCAAUGUCAGCUCAUAUUUCGUCAAGAACAGCGAGGAAACUUGGUGGAGUAUAAGUUCUUGUUCCAAGAAUCGUGAUCUUGUUAGAAGAUAUACAGGUGAACCCGGCACGAUAUUGGCCAUUAGCACGCUUCAUGGCAAAGAUAUUUCUGCAUACUCGGCGACUGAAAAAGAGGAAGAAGUCGUCCUCAUGCCUGGAACUUACUUACAUGUUCGUAACGAGCCGACGGAAUGCAUAGAUGAUUUCUUUGUGGUUCAUUUGGAUGAAGAGUGUGAACAGAGUGUGCCAGUAUCAGAUGUAAAAAGUGCUGAACGACGAAAAAUUGCUCUCGUAAUUGGGAAUAAUGAAUACCAGACAAAGCGGUUGUUUAAAUGUGUAAACGAUGCCAUUGAUUUGAGCAAAGAACUAACAAAUAUUGGAUUCAUCGUGACAACAAAAAUAAAUCUCAAUUAUACAUCAAUGAGUAGAGGAAUACGAAACUUUGUUGCGUCUAUCAGACCGAAUGAUAUCGUUCUCUUUUUCUUCACUGGUCACAAUAUACAGCUGGACGAUCAAGAUUUUAUCACUGCAUGUGAUGAAGAGCGAAUUGCAGAAGUUUCAUUAAACUACGUACCCAUAAAUGCACAGCAACUUCUUGAACAAAUGUCUGUCAAAAAUCCAUUCGUUAUUGUCCUUCUUCUUGAUUGCUCCCGUGAUCACUGGUUACCAAACCAAGCUAAAGUUAGAUCUUUGAUCGAUUCAUCGAAAAGCAUGGUAGACAUGAAGCCAUUGUCAGCUUACAUAAUGGUUUUUACCUCUGCACCUGAUACAGUGGUAAUAGAUGAACCUAUACACGAGCGUAAUGGAUGUUUCACUUAUCACCUGCUACAAGAGAUUAUAAAACCUGGUAGAAAUAUUCGUCAGAUGAUAGUCGAUGUCACAAAUGCAGUGGCAAGAGACACAAAAAAAACACAGAUACCGUAUAUUACAAGUGAUCUGCAAGGAAGAAGUGUAUAUUUAGUGUCACCUGAAAGACAUGAAUCAUAUUCAAAUACUUGGCUGUCCAGCAUGGCAGAACUUCCUACCGACUCAACAAUUAUUGAUCUUCCGUCAAUAAAAUCUGGUACUAGGUUUGGUGGGUCAGGUGGUGAUAUUUUUGAUGAUUCGUCCAUUAGAGGCUUUACGAAUUCAUAUUAUCUUGAUGGUAUGACGGUUGGAAGCCAAAUAAGUCCAUUAGAGAGCUGUCAAUUUAUUUAUUCUUGCCCCGGCAAUUCUGAAAACAUUUUGAAAUCAGACGUCCAUGGAAAAUCUACAUUGAUUAAUACUACAGACAGGUUAUGUCUUGCUGAAAACGAAAGAAUCAAUGAAGUUCAAAUCUUAGUUGAUGGUGAAAUACUCUAUGUGAAUGAUAUUCCAAAAUGGGUCCCAUUAAUACGUGGCAUACGAUUCUUCACAACAAACGGAAAAGCUACUCAACCGAUCGAUCAUCUUCCAGGUGAAUUAUGCACAGAAAAAAUCGAUGGAUAUACAGUGGGAUAUGUCACUGGUAGAUCAGGGCUGUAUGUAGAUCAACUACAAUUUAAUUGGUACCGCAACAUAAUGAACUGA
Molecule: messenger RNA, 1989 nt
Organism: Rotaria socialis
Lineage: Eukaryota; Metazoa; Rotifera; Eurotatoria; Philodinida; Philodinidae
Source: the annotation of a GenBank genome assembly